Penicillium hordei is the source of this 1830-nucleotide messenger RNA. RefSeq lists its product as uncharacterized. The transcript is spliced from 2 exons. The coding region runs from base 1 to 1830 and encodes 609 amino acids. NCBI's taxonomy places the organism in Eukaryota, Fungi, Ascomycota, Eurotiomycetes, Eurotiales, Aspergillaceae. The record is from RefSeq and is a predicted model, not a curated record.
AUGGCACAAGGCUCACAGGCUUCUAUUGUUAAGAUCGCCGGCGCGGGAUUUCGGCUCUCACUGCUCCUCAAUGCUGCCGCCUGUCAACUCGCUCAGUCGAGGCUGGAAAUUCAUAGCAUCGCCAAGGGGAUCUCUCUUUUUGCUCUAGCACUCAAACAUGUUGGGCAGACUAUUGAGGGUACCGAUGUGGACCAGUCUCCAGAGGCAACAGAGACGGCCUGGGAGAUCGCCGGGCAAGGCCAGAUGAUCUUUAUUGAACUCGAACACAUGCUAGAUAAGCUGAAGGCAACCGAUAGAGACAGUGACCUUAUAAAGAUCCCAUUGCAGGAGAGACUCAAAUGGUGUUUCCGGAAGCAACAUGUCACUUAUUUACUAGCCCAGUUGGAAUCUCUCAAGCUCAGCCUGAUUGUGAUGGUACAGACUCUGCAGCUUGGAAAAGUCAUCAAAUCCAACAUUGGCGAGGGGUUUGAUACUGAUUCCCUUACAUCCUCCGCCGAUGAUGCGAUUGCCCAAGAGAAAGCGGAAUCUCAGAACAUGAUCAUCGUCCGAUAUUGGUCUGUCAAGCGCCUCGAUCGUUUGUGGGAUCUUGUGGAACAGGAGACUUUGGAUGCCGCCAAGGACCCGACAAAUCAGAGAAUUAGUUCGAAUUACUCGUCCAAUAUGGCAUCGAAGCCCUUGGCUACGGCAACCAGAGGCUCGGAUCCGACAAGACUGUCCAUUAUUACUCUUGGAGACAGUGACGUGGGUCUGAGUGAUAUGGAAAGAUCCCCGAAGGAUAUGGUGCAACUAUCCGAGAGCACAUUGAACGGGCUGCUUUCACUCUGGGUGCCUUUGAUUGACCCUUCGAAAUUACACCACGCAAGCAAACGUUCCAACGCAUCCAACAAGCUAGUCCAGCCUCGAGUAUACGUCUCUUCAGACACCGAAGAAGACGAUACCGAAGAGCUAGACUUUGAUGGUCACGAAAUCCGAGGUUACUACCUCGAAGGAUCAACAGUGGACUGGAGAGACCCUCAUUCCCAAGAGGCCCGACAGCAUGCAGCAGAGCUACGGCGAAAGUACUCCAGCUACCAGGCUCACGUUGAAAGCGAACCAGAGCCAGAUGAAUUCAAGCAUCGAGAUAAGCCUCGCAGCGACCCAAGGGUCAUCGACUCAAGUGAUGAUGAGGACGAGCAAAGAGCUGACACCCAUCGGCCCUCACACAGCACCAACCCCGUGCAAGGUCACCGUUUCCACUCCAACAGCCUCUCAUCCAGGUAUCCUCCGGGUCACACCAAUCCCGACAGUAGGUCCAACACAUACCCAAGCGGCAGCUUCCCCACCCCUAGCCAUACCAUACCCCGUCCUCCACCACUACCUUCACACACACUACCGGGUCCUCCCCAGCAGCCAUACAAAUACCACCCAAACCAAGACUACGCCACAGCCCCCCGAUCCAUCCCAAUGAACAUGAACCAACCCAACAACCCAGCCAUCACCAUUCCCAACACCAACUCCUCUCCCAGAGGCCUAUCGCCAAACCAAGUCCACUUCGAGGAUCCCCGAGCCCGAAAUCAGGCAUACAACAACAUUAUCCCUAAUAGCAACAAAACCCAACCCCGCUACCAUCCAUCCGCAUACCCACUUUCUUCCUCAUCCCCUGAGUCUAGCUUCCGAGCCUCGCCGACUCGCUCGGAUCAACAAUCUCCAUCGGUGCACCCACGCCGGUCCUCGCACAAAGAUGCCAAGGAUCGGCAUAAGGCUUUGACUCGUAAUGCUACAAGGGGAUUGGCGGGAAUCGGGGCUAUUGCCGGGUUCAUGGAUGCGCUAGAGGCAUUUUCAAUUUUAUGA